AUGGAGUGUAGUAAUAAAAAAUUUACGUUACAUUUAUUUUAUUCAACAAAUUACGCUUUUUUUGUAGGAGUUACAACUCAUAUGGAACUGUCCAAAACAGCUUUCCUUUCAAAUUUAGCACAACUUAUCCCGAUGCCAGAUUGUAAUCAGUCACCACGUAACAUGUACCAGUGUCAGAUGGGUAAACAAACAAUGGGAACACCUUGUCAUAAUUGGGAUUUGCAGUCUGAGACUAAACUGUAUAGAUUACAAACACCAAGCACUCCUCUUUUCAGACCUGUCCAUCACGAUAACAUUUUUUUGGAUGAUUUUGCAAUGGGAACGAAUGCCAUUGUUGCCGUAAUCAGUUACACUGGUUAUGAUAUGGAAGACGCUAUGAUAAUUAAUAAAGCGUCCGAAGAACGUGGUUUAGCACACGGUUCGAUAUACAAAUCAGAAUUUAUCGAGUUAGAUCAUCCCACUUCUUACUUUGCUAGAGAUCCUGAUGCCAAAAAUUUAUCUCAGUACAUGGAUUCUGAUGGCUUGCCAUAUGUAGGAAGGAAGAUAUCUAAUGACGAGCCUUUAUACUGUUUUUAUGAUUGUGACAAGUCCACAUAUGUAGUAAAGAUGGUUAAAGGCAAGGAAGAGUGUUAUUUGCACAGUGUGAAAUUGUGUGGAAGAGUAGAAGUUAAAAGUCCUUGCAAAAUAGCUUGCUUAACAUACAGAGUUCCACGUAAUCCCAGUGUGGGUGAUAAGUUUGCUAGUAGGGCUGGCCAGAAAGGUAUUUGUUCCCAGAAGUGGCCUGCUGAGGAUUUGCCGUUUACGGAGACGGGACUGGUUCCCGACAUUGUGUUUAAUCCUCAUGGUUUCCCGUCUCGUAUGACCAUUGCUAUGAUGAUCGAAAUAAUGGCAGGGAAAUCGGCUGCCUUGCAUGGUCUCGUGCACGAUGCCACUCCCUUUAGAUUUACUGAAGAAGAUACGGCUAUAGAUUAUUUUGGUAGGCUUUUAGAACAGGGUGGUUAUAAUUACUACGGGACUGAAACUAUGUAUUCUGGCAUUGAUGGUCGAGAAAUGACCGCACAGAUCUUCUUUGGUGUUGUACACUACCAGAGACUAAGGCAUAUGGUUUCGGACAAGUGGCAGGUAAGAUCUACUGGCCCGACAGAUAUUUUAACUAGGCAACCCUUGAAAGGAAGAAGGAGAGGUGGUGGUGUUCGUUUCGGUGAAAUGGAACGUGAUUCAUUGAUAAGCCAUGGAGCAUCGUUUUUAUUGCAAGACAGGUUACUGCACUGUUCGGAUGAAACAACGGCUUUCAUCUGUACGUCUUGUGGGACGCUUUUAGGACCAGUGACGGAGAUUAUAGAAAUGGCAGAUAAACCACAUCAUAGCGAAACGAAGGAAACUUGUAGAUUGUGCGGACAUGGGAAAAAUAUUUCUGAAAUAAAAAUACCUUAUAUAUUUAAGUUUUUCGUGACACAAUUAGCAUCUUGCAAUAUUAACGUCCGGCUGAAAUGUCAAGAAAUAUGAGUUUUAAAUAUUUUUUAAGCUGUUGUAGUUAAUUAAGGAAAUACAUUGUUUUUUUUUU
Molecule: messenger RNA, 1564 nt
Organism: Anoplophora glabripennis (Asian longhorned beetle)
Lineage: Eukaryota; Metazoa; Arthropoda; Insecta; Coleoptera; Cerambycidae
Product: DNA-directed RNA polymerase I subunit RPA2
Exons: 6
Coding region: 1-1506 (501 amino acids)
Biological process (GO): DNA-templated transcription
Cellular component (GO): RNA polymerase I complex
Molecular function (GO): DNA binding; ribonucleoside binding; DNA-directed RNA polymerase activity
Source: RefSeq, a predicted model, not a curated record